Molecule: messenger RNA, 987 nt
Organism: Candida tropicalis MYA-3404
Lineage: Eukaryota; Fungi; Ascomycota; Pichiomycetes; Serinales; Debaryomycetaceae
Gene: RAS2
Product: Ras2p
Exons: 1
Coding region: 1-987 (328 amino acids)
Molecular function (GO): GTPase activity; GTP binding
Source: RefSeq, a predicted model, not a curated record
AUGGUUUUAUUUCGAGAUGGAAUCCAAGCAUUAACCAAAAGAUACGAUAUGUGUCUUGUUGGGUCAGACGGAGUUGGUAAAUCCACCCUUAUAGUUCAUUACAUUUAUGACAGAUUUAUUCCAGAUAUUGAAGAUUUAGAUGCAUUAUAUACCAAACGAGUGGUGACACCAGAUACAGGGGGAAGUUUUCAAGAGAUAUCAAUAUUUGAAAGUGAUUAUAAUAAAGAUUUAUACAGUGAAAGUCGAGAGAUGCAUAUUCUUAAUGCCAAUACAUUAAUUCUAGUAUAUUCCAUUGCAAAUUUAAAAUCUUUUAUUGAUUUAGAAGAUUAUUAUUCAGGAAUUAUACAAUUAAGAGGUCCUCAUGAUAUCCCUCCAAUAUGUCUUAUAGGUACAAAAUUUGAUUUGGAAUCCAGUAGUCGAGAGGUAUCAUAUUAUGAUGGAGCUGAUUUUGCUAAGAAAAUAAAUGCUGUUGCAUUUCAUGAAUGUUCAUCUAAAGAAUCUUUUGCUAUUAAAGAUUCAUUUGAAAAAAUUACUGAUUUAGCUGUUAAAAUAAGAUUAGAUCUUGAUAAGAAAGAAAGAGUAACAACUUCAAUUACUGGUGAUGAUGAAUUAGAAUUACCAAAAUCAAAUGUUUUAUCAUUAUAUAAAACGUAUGAUUCGGUGAAUUCAGAUUUCCCACUGCCAGGUGUAGCACAUGAUAUUAUAGAUGAUAAAAUAGAUCCAAUAGAUGAUCUUCAUCAUGACAAACAAGAACUACAAGAAAAACAAAUUAAUCAAACAAAGAAACCACAACAACUGCUAGAUCAAGAUCAAUCUCCAAAUGAUUGCCCAUUACCAAGAUCAUCACAUUCUAAACUGUCAUCUACAACAUCAACUACCAAAAAAAUAAGGAAUCCAAUUCAUGUAAUGAGAUCAAAAUCUAUAGAACGAGAUUCAUCGUCAUUGAAAGCAUCAUCUAAAAAACAUGGAUGUUGUGUCAUAACUUGA